AUGAAUGCCAAGUCUCUGAUACUCGCCGCUGCGUGCGCUACUGUGGUGCGGGCACACGGGUUAGUUUCUGGGUUUGUGACCGAUGGCAAAUGGAACCAGGGUUUCCUGCUCGACUAUUAUUACCAAUCCAAGAACGGUGGAAAUCCGCCUGACAUCGCCUCUUGGUAUGCCGAGAAUUUGGAUAACGGCUUCGUCGAGCCCAACAACUACGGUACUUCCGAUAUCAAUUGCCACAAAAAUGCUAAGCCUGGCGCUCUCACGGCAAGCGUGAAGGCCGGUGGCACUGUCGGUUUCCAAUGGACAACAUGGCCACACGAUAUUGGCCCGGUCCUUACAUACGUAGCGGCGUGUAAUGGCGACUGCUCUAAGGCUGAUAAGACAGCAUUGAAAUGGGUCAAGAUCGACGAGGCAGGUUGGGACUCGACCUCGGGCUGGGCUUCAGCGAAACUGAUCGCAAACAACAACACGUGGACAACCACAGUCCCGUCGACGCUCGCCGCCGGAAAUUACGUGUUCCGCCAUGAGAUCAUCGCUUUACAUGGAGGCAGCUCAAAGAACGGUGCCCAAAACUACCCACAGUGCAUCAACAUUGCCAUCGCAGGAUCUGGCACUGACAAGCCCACCGGAACACUCGGUGUCAACCUUUACAAGUCUGAUGAUCCCGGUAUCCUCUUCAACCCGUAUACUACUUUCAGCAGCUAUAAGAUCCCCGGCCCAGCUCUCUAUCGCUCAGGUUCAGGCUCAAAUCCAGGCCCUUCCACAACAACCAGAGCUGACGCUACUACGACCACAUUUAAAACAUCCACGGCAACCAAAGCCUCGACCACAACGACAGCCGCUUCACCAGGACAGACAGGCUCAGGCGCAGCUUUGUACGGCCAAUGUGGUGGUAUUGGCUGGACCGGCGCAACAACUUGCGCUCAAGGAACCUGCAAGACGCUCAACGACUAUUAUUCGCAAUGUGUACCAUGA
Xylaria bambusicola is the source of this 972-nucleotide messenger RNA. Its product is annotated as family 61 glycoside hydrolase. Lineage: Eukaryota; Fungi; Ascomycota; Sordariomycetes; Xylariales; Xylariaceae. The record is from RefSeq and is a predicted model, not a curated record. The transcript is spliced from 5 exons. Gene Ontology annotation, cellular component: extracellular region. Gene Ontology annotation, biological process: carbohydrate metabolic process. Bases 1 to 972 code for a protein of 323 amino acids. Gene Ontology annotation, molecular function: cellulose binding.